Wasmannia auropunctata (little fire ant) is the source of this 1611-nucleotide messenger RNA. RefSeq lists its product as uncharacterized. NCBI's taxonomy places the organism in Eukaryota, Metazoa, Arthropoda, Insecta, Hymenoptera, Formicidae. Bases 121 to 1611 code for a protein of 496 amino acids. Gene Ontology annotation, molecular function: DNA binding. The record is from RefSeq and is a predicted model, not a curated record. The transcript has 7 exons.
UGCUUGAAACCCGCCAAAACCAGCUAACGGAUUAAGAAGUUGUCCUUUGUCUUAGUCCUUUGCAUAAUGUUCUAAAAGAUUUAUGUGCUAGUCUGUUAUUUCGUACCAAUUGUAGUCAUUAUGGCUUCAGAAGGGAACAGCAGUGCAAGUGAUAAAGUGUUUUUUGUGAUAUACGAAAAGGAGGAAAAAUCUUUCUCGACUGUGCAUCACACUGAUGUCAUUUACGAUGAUCACGUCAAGAUUAAUGAUGCUGUAACAUUUUUCUGGUGUAAGAAGAAACAUGAAGGGAUUAUUCGCUUCAUGAGCGAUACCUAUGAGGAUUGUGUAAAAGAGUCACUAAGACUUAAUUCUGAGGAAAAGAAAAAAGAACAAAAAAAAGAGGAUUUUUUUCACGCAAGUGAACCUCGAAAAGCAAAAAUAAAAUGCAGAGAGGGCUGUCGUAAAAUCACAAAUAAAAGGAAAAUUUCAAAUUCUAUACGAGAAUUACCAAAAUCUAAGAAAAAGGAAUCUGCCCGUGCAAAGGCUAAUAAUACUGUAGAUAGAGAACUCUUAAAUCUUACAAAAAAGAAAAGCUUGAUGCCAACUGCUUUAUCCAAGAAAAAGGAAAAAGACAUGAGUCAUAUGUUUCAUGAUGAGAAUGAUCAUCUAACGGAGUCUGAGGAAGGAAAUAUUGUUGAACUGAGCUCUUCUUCUGAUACAAAAACUCUUGUCAGUUCUGAUACAGAAAAUGGCAGUAAUAAAGAAAAUAAUGACAGUGUCUCUACUGAUGAAUCUUCAUGUUCAAGUAGUGAUGAGCAUACUAAGGAGGAAAAUACAAUUUCAGAGUCUAAGAAACUUCGCAGCUUGGCUGCUCAACUAGCUACUAAGUUUGAUAUUCAAACUUUGGAAAAAUUAGUUUCUCUUGGGCCAAAAGCUGCUCUCAUGCAGCAUAAUUCCAGACCUGAGAACGAACUAAUUGCUUCGAUGGGGAGUGAUGACUCCAAAAUAGCAAGAUCCGAACCACAAAGCAAACAUUCAGAAUCUACUGAAAUGUCUAAAACUGAAAAUGAGGUUGAAAUGCAUGACAUUCAAUCUCCUGAGUCAGAACCUGUUGAUAAAUCUCAACUAGGUCUUAUUAACAGCAAUUCAAAUAUUAUGCAGACUCUUAAAGCUGGUUGUGUAAACAAUACAGUUCCUAAAAUUAAAAUUUCUGGAUUGAACAAUAUGUUCAGUGAGGAUAUGUUCCUUGUCAAAGAUCCAGCUUUGGGAACUGCUUUGAAUGAGGUCAAAUCUAUAUAUUGUCUACAAGAAAAAUAUAUUCAAGCAGAAAAUGCAACGUCUGCUACAAUGGCUGGACGCAGGCUCUUAGAUGGAGUUUUUACUCCUGAAGCCCUAUCUGUAUGCUCCCUAUCAGGAAUGCCACCUAGAGGUAAAGGGAAAUUAGCAUACGCAGAUAAAUCCUUGAUUAAACCAUAUCUUUGUCCUAAGGCAGUAACCGCUAUUAUAGAUAAAGCCUUAAAAUUCCAAAAAAUUAAACAUUGGCAUCCAAAGAAAGAUUCCAGCCAAAUUAGGCAGGCCAUGGCUGUACGAAUCAACGAAGUGGCAAGUAAAUACGCCAAAGAAGAUCCAUAA